Nezara viridula (southern green stink bug) is the source of this 7810-nucleotide messenger RNA. The record is from the annotation of a GenBank genome assembly. NCBI's taxonomy places the organism in Eukaryota, Metazoa, Arthropoda, Insecta, Hemiptera, Pentatomidae.
AUAAGAAUAACUUACGCUCAACAAAUUAAGAACAGCUGUAAAUGUUCUUUACAUCUUUUCCUGGACUGAAAUCAUUGCAUUAAGCUAACUUGUUUUGUUUUUUACAUUUAAUUUAUAGAAAACAUAUGAUUUAGUUCACAAUUAAAUGCAAGAUAUGUUUGUUAGAUUACUUAUUUAGAAUCAUGUGUUUUUUUCUGUUUUAUUUUUAUUUUUCUAUGAUUCACAAGUUCAAUAAAUAUUUAUUUAUCUAUGGGAACACUUGGAUUUAUAAUUGUUUAAAAAAUGGUAGUUCUUAUUUAAUGGUCAUACUAAUAGAAAAUAUUCUCUCUUGUAUUAUCAAUAAAAUAAUUAUCCUGAUUUCGAUAACUUUUUCUCCCUUCUUUUUGGUGUAUGCAAGUUAUUAGUAUUGGAAAAUAACUCCUUGUUAAAAAUACCUCAUUGUUUUAAAAAUCAUAUGAUUUGUUCAGAAUUUGACUUUCUCACAGUAUAUAAUGUUUAAAGAUACCUUAAAACUAUGGAUCUGGAAUUCCCAAAUUUUUUUUGGGUGAAACAGUGUUUUUAUGGUCCAGAGUCAGAUAUUUUCUACAAGAAUCGUUUUGAAAAAUGGUUAUUAGCCCCUGAGCAUAGCUUAGAAUAUAAUUCUGGAGCUAGAGUGUGGAUCCCUCAUUCCCAGAAGGUGUGGAAUGGUGCAAGAGUUACUGAGAAUUAUGUAAAAGAUAUAAUCAGAUUGAUAACUGAAGAUGGGGAGGUAAAAGAAUUAACAAUCCGCAAUGAUGACGAGCUUCCUCCACUUAGGAAUCCUGAUAUUCUGAUCGGUGAAAAUGAUCUCACAUCCUUAUCUUACCUUCACGAACCCGCCGUUCUUCAUAACCUGGAAAUCAGGUUUUGUCGUCAUAAUGCUUUUUACACAUAUUGUGGUAUUGUGCUCGUUGCCAUUAAUCCUUUUAAAGAAAUGUCUAUAUAUGGACCAGAUACAAUUUGGGCGUAUAGAGGGCAAGCAAUGGGUGAUCUGGAUCCUCAUAUUUUUGCAGUUGCAGAGGAAGCAUACACCAAAAUGGAAAGAGAACAGACUGAUCAAAGUAUUAUUAUAUCUGGAGAAUCUGGUGCAGGAAAGACCGUUACAGCCAAAUAUGCUAUGAGAUAUUUUGCAACAGUGGGAGGUUCGGCUACAGAAACACAAGUUGAACGAAAGGUCCUUGCUUCUAGUCCUAUAAUGGAGGCUAUUGGUAAUGCUAAGACAAUACGAAAUGACAAUAGUUCUAGAUUUGGUAAAUUUAUAGAAUUACAAUUCUCCAGUAAAUACAGGAUUGUUGGAGCAAGUAUGAGAACUUACCUCCUAGAAAAAUCUCGAGUAGUUUUCCAGUCAUCUGGAGAAAGAAAUUAUCAUAUAUUUUAUCAAAUGUGUGCUACUCGAAAAAAAUUACCUCAGCUUUCUUUAGGGGAAGCUGCAGAAUAUAAUUAUUUAUGUGAUCCAGACUGUAUAAUACCUUCUGUAGAUGAUGGAAAAGCGUACGAAGAAACAAUAUCUGCUUUUUCUACUCUGGGUUUUUCUAGUUCUGAAAUAUCAGACAUAUUUGCUGUUUUGGCUGCUGUUCUUCAUCUUGGGAAUAUUGUUUUUCAGCCUAACUCAAAUGAAGAUGCUUCUUGCAUUCAGGAAAAUAAUCCGAAUCUGAUGAUUUUCUGCGAUUUAUUAGGUGUUGAUGUUUCUGAAUUAAAGCAUUGCCUGUGUCAUAGGAAAAUUGUAAGCACAAGAGAAACAUUCAAUAAACCCAUGUCUGUUCCCGAGGCCAGUGGAGCUCGCGAUGCAUUGGCUAAGCAUAUCUAUGCUCAACUUUUCACGUGGAUUGUUUUUUUGAUUAACAAAGCCCUAAAUAUUUCAACUGAAUCUAAGUCUAAAUUCAUUGGGGUUCUAGACAUAUAUGGUUUCGAAACAUUUGAUGUAAACUCAUUUGAACAGUUUUGCAUUAAUUAUGCUAAUGAAAAACUUCAACAGCAAUUCAAUAUGCAUGUCUUUAAAUUGGAACAAGAAGAUUAUUUAAAGGAAAACAUAGAAUGGAAAUUUAUAGAUUUCUAUGAUAAUCAACCAUGUAUCGACCUAAUCGAAUCAAAACUUGGUGUCCUAGAUCUUCUAGAUGAGGAGUGUCGUAUGCCUAAAGGUUCUGAUGAUUCAUGGGCUGAAAAAUUAUAUGCAAAAUGCAGUAAAUCGACUCAUUUUGUUAAACCGAGAUUUGGAAAGAGUUCUUUUAUUGUCAAACAUUUUGCUGAUAAAGUUGAGUAUGAAGUAACUGGUUUUCUUGAAAAAAAUAGAGACACGGUUAUUGAAGAACAGGUUACGAUAUUUAAAAGUAGCUCCAACAGACUUGUAUCCCGAUUAUUUAGUGAUCCAGGUGAAAAAGAAAAUAAAUUGGCUGUACCGAAACCUCGUGUUAGAGUUAGUGUUCAAUCAAAGAUGCCUCCACCUCAAGUUUCUAAAAACAAGAAAACAGUUGGUUCUCAAUUUCGUGACUCUUUGAAUGCUCUUAUGGGAACACUUAAUGCAACAACGCCACAUUAUAUUCGAUGUAUUAAACCAAAUGAUGAAAAAGCUGCUUUUAAAUAUAAUCCUGGGAGAGUCGUUCAACAGCUGAGGGCAUGUGGUGUUUUAGAAACAAUUAGGAUUUCAGCUGCUGGUUUUCCCUCUCGGUGGUUGUAUAGUGACUUUUUUAAAAGAUAUAGAGUGUUAUGUAGAUCUGGAGACAUCAAUUGGAAUGACAUGCGAAGUACAUGUCAUAUAAUUUUAAACAAAAUCAUCAAGGACAAUGACAAGUUCAAGUUCGGAACAACAAAGAUAUUCUUCCGUGCGGGUCAAGUUGCAUACCUAGAACGCCUCAGGUCUGACAGACUUUUGGAAGUGGUUAUCAUUAUUCAGAAGACAGUGAGAGGGUAUCUUGUCAGAAGGCGUUAUACCCGCACUUUAGUAGCUACUAAUACUUUGCAGCGUUAUGUGCGAGGCUUCUUAGCUAGAAGGAAAGCUGAACAGAUGAGACGAAAUAAAGCAGCAACUAAAAUACAGGCUGCUGUGCGUCGCUAUCUGGCUUAUAUUAAAUAUAAGAAGAUUAGGACAGCUGUACUUGGACUUCAGAAAUUAGGCAGAGGUUAUCUAGCCAGACAGAAAUUUUUAGUUAUGAAGAGAAACAAUUCGGCGGUAUUAAUUCAGAAAUACGUCAGAGGAUGGUUACAGAGAAAGAAGACCACAACUUUAAGAAGAAACAUAAUCAUUGUACAGGCUUCUAUUAGAGGAUUUAUAGCUCGUCGAAGAUUUAAAAAAAUGAAGCGAGAAGCACGCUCAGCAGAACAUUUGAAGAAACUGAAUAUCGGGUUGGAGAAUAAAAUUAUUUCACUCCAACAAAGGAUUCAAGAAAUGAAUAAAGAACUUAAGUCAUCUAUCAUAGAGAAUGAUGAUUUAAAAUUAAAAAUAGAAGGGACAAAGACUUUAGAAGCAGAUUUGAAGAAAAUUACCAAAACAUUAAAGGAGAAGGCUAUAGAAUAUGAACAACUCCGAAAGCUGUGGGAGGAAUCUUCAAAUUCUCUUCAAGAAAAGGUAAAAGAGAAUGAAGCUCUGAAAAUUAAGGAAAAAUCUUUCGAAUCAAUUAAUACCCAGCUGCAAGCUGAAGUCAACAAUUUGAGGGAGAACAUAGAACAGCUGAAGCGAGAUAAACAAGAUGACAUUGUGGCUCAAUUAAAAGAAGAAAUUAGGAUUGUUGGAGAAGAGCGAGAUGAAGAGAGAUCUCGAUACCAGAAACUUUUGGCUGAAAGGGACCUAUUGGAGAAUAAAUUGGAGGCCAUUGAAGCCAAGCAUCACAAAAGGUCACCUUCUGAUGCCAGUACUAUAUCUAUGCAAGAUGAGGAUGUUGGUUAUGGUUCUGUGAGAUCAGGUUCUGGAAGGGAUGAUACACCAACCCCUGAACAACAGUUGGACGUCAAUUUAAUAUUGAAAUUACAGCAUAGAUUAAAAUAUUUGGACUCUGAGAAUCAAAGGCUACAUGUGGAAUUAGAUUCAAUGAAAAAUGUAUCUCAACCUCAGAUAAAAUCUGUUGAUCCCCUGAUGCUCCAAGAACUUGAAAUGGAAAAUGCCAAAUUACGUAGUGAUUUGACUGUUUUGAAAGAAUGUAUUGCUUCGGACGCCAUUAAUGGAGGGACCAAAAAGGCCAUUGAACAAAUGACACGUGAAUGGAAAGAAAGUGAAAAAGAAGUUCAUCGGCUUAGGGCAGAAAAUGUCGAACUUCGACGAAUGUUUAGUGAAGCAACCAUGUCGGCUAAAUCACUUGCCGAAUCGUCAUAUUCUUCAAUGAAAGAUCUUGACAUAUCAACUUUCAAUGAAGAUGGAGAACUUCUAUUAGCUUUUGAGGCUCAAAAACGUACAUUAAGACAAUUGGAAGAUGAACUUCAGUCGAAAUCGUCAAUGUGGGAGGAAGAGAGAAAUAUACUGACGACCGAACUAGAGCGACUGAGGGGAGAACUAGAGAAGGAAAGGAUGUCAGUUGCGACUGGUACGGCGCCUGUAUUUUUACAAGAGCAGGUUACACGUCUUUGCUCCGAAAACUUGGAAUUGCAAGAAAAACUUGAUCAACAGCAUACAAAGGCUAGGAGGUUAACCAUGCAGGUAGCAGAGCUCAAGAAAAAACUUCAAGAGGCUGGUGUGAGUGAUGGUGAAACGAAUGUAUUCAUCAAAUCAGAAAAAUUGGCACUACAAGAAAGCUUACCUAUGGUUAGGAAAAUAGAAAGAGAAUAUAUGGGAAUGUUUGAAAUAAAAUCAGGAGAUGUUGAUGUAAUGUUGAAACACCUCUUGGAACUGAAACCCAAAAUUGCUAUCACUCUCCUACCUGGUCUUCCAGCUUAUAUUCUUUUCAUGUGUGUCAGGUACACUGAUUACAUUAAUGAUGAACAUAUGGUCCAAAGUAUUUUAAUUGGUUAUUAUAAAUCACUGAAGAAGUUAAUGAAGAGAAAGUUUAAUGAUGUAGAUUUUGGUGUUUUGUGGUUAUCUAAUACACUGAAGCUUAUUCACAAUUUGAAGCAGUACAGUGGCGAGAAACACUUUGCUAAAGAGAACACUCAGACACAGAACGAACAAUGUUUGAAAAAUUUUGACUUGAGUGAAAUCAGGCAGGUGCUGUCUGAUAUUGCAGUUUCUAUCUGUCAGGCUGUAAUGCGUAAAAUGGAAAAGACGAUUCAGCCGAUUGCUGUCGCUGCUAUAUUGGAACACGAAGCUAUUCCAGGGUUGACGAGCAGCGGAACACGUGCAAGGUCGGGUUCUACUGCCUCUUCCCAGCCAACGGUUAAGAAGGCUAUGGAUGAUUUGCUAUCCAUCCUCACCAUGUUCCACAGGACCCUUACUGUCCAUGGUGUUGAUCCUGAACUCUUUUCUCAGUUCUUUAGACAGCUGUUUUAUUGUCUAUGUGCCAACUCCCUCAAUAACCUACUCUUGAGAAGAGAAUAUUGCCAUUGGAGUAAGGGAAUGCAUAUAAGAUUCAAUCUUUCUCAUCUUGAGCAAUGGGCUAGGGAAAACAAACUGCAGGACCCCAAAGUGUUGGAUGUCCUUGCUCCUAUCAUACAGGCCUCACAGUUAUUACAAGCUCGAAAAUCUGAUGAUGAUGCUGGACCAGUAGCAGAUAUGUGCAGUGCAUUGUCUAUCAAUCAGAUAAUUAAAUUUCUCAACUUGUACACUGGAGAUGGAAUGGAAGAAAGGGUUUCAGAAUCAUUUAUUAAAAAAAUGGAAGAAUAUCUGUUGGCAAACAGACCAUCAAACGACAAUCCUUUGAUGAUGGACGUAAACUACACAUUCCCUCUUGAAUUUCCAUUCAACCCUUCUAGUAUUCGACUCGAGGAUAUAGAGAUUCCAGAAAUCCUCAAUCUUCCUAUGCUAAGGAAGCUAUAAAUGUACAGGCAGUUAUUAUGUCGCUUAGCAACGAAUAGCAUUUUUUGUUUAUAUUUAAUAGGAUUAAAAAUUAAAUUUAUAGUCCUAUAAAAUAACAGAAAAUCUUAAGAUGUUUAGAUGUGCCUUAACUAGGCUUGUUGCUAGCUUACAAUAAUUUAGAUUGUAUAUAAGUGAUAGCCUAUGUUUGGAAAAAAAACUAAACAGUACUUAUUCUUUGUAAAUUGGUAUAUUUUUGUUAUAUUUAUUUGUUCUUUUUUAUUUAAUAUAUAGACACCUGUUAUAAUUAUUGUUUAUCUUAAGUGUAUAUAUUUUUAUUAGAUGGUCGAUUAACCCUCAUUUUAUGUUAUGAGAAUAAUUUUAAUCGAAUAUUGUGGACUAGUCAUCGAUUUGCACAUUUUAAAAAUGUGCCAGUUUUACACUAUUUUACAUUAGGCAAAAAAAAAAAAAAAUCAUGCGAAAACCAAACCAAGAUUCAGGCCAUUCUUUUUUUAGAUUACAAAAAACAUUUUUUGUUCUAAAAUCAUGAGUUGCUUUGUUCUGUUCCGUGACUCAAACAAAAAUAAAUAUUAUUAUAGUACAACUUCAGCAAUGCCUAUGGUACUUGUUAGACUCUCUAUUUUUGUGAUUUUCUAAGUAUUUUAUUUAAUUAUAAUCUAUUAUUGAGGUUAUUUUAUGUAAAUAAAGAUCCUCAAUGACCUUAAUUUUUUUUUUUUUAACUAUUGUUUUUCCUCAGCCUUUACAAGUUAUUCCAAACAGAUAAUAGUUUCUCUUGAUCCUUGUUAAAAAAUCUUAACUUCUUUCCUGUGUCUUGUUUUAAAUACAAAUCUGUAAUAUAUUAUCUGUUAUUUAGGUGUACUAAAAUGAGAAUAUAUUAAAGAAAAAUAUAUUGAAUGUUAUCACAAUUAAAAUAAAAAAAAAUAAAAAAUACUUUGUUUAAAUUCUUGAAUCCCUCCUGAAUUAUAAUUCUUUUCAUACAGUGGUUUUCUCUUCGUUUGGGUGCUGAGGUAUUUUCACCAAAUCAAUUUCUAAACCGUAUAAGGUAAGUAUUUCAAUAGAUUAAAUACAUAUAUUGAGAUCUUGACUUAAUUUACACGCAUCUGUCAAAACAAAACUUGAUUCAAUUUUCUCCUUAUCCAUAUUUCAAAGGACAAGUUUAGGAUUAUGAUGAAUUAAAAAACUUACAGUAAAAUGAUCAGGGAAUAUUCAAGAAGUAGGUCAUCAAGAACCAAUCAAUGGCUAACAACUUGAAUUUAUAGUUCUGUUUCCUUUGGCAUGUUGAUAAAUUGCAUCACUAUUAUUAGUUUUCAAUUGCCACUUGGGCAAGUAGUAUUAUGACAUCAAGUAAUGUUACCAGUAAAACUUGUUUUCAUUAGGCAAGGUGCACAUUAAGAUACUGUUAAAUGCAGAGCAGCACAGUUUCUGACACUCAUCAAUUCGGAAUAGCACAAAUUAUAUAGGAUCAGUUACACAAACUGUGCUGUCCUGUUCAAUAUUGUUCAGGUAGCUUGAUUUUUCCAUCUUUACUUUCUUUAUUUUUUUCCCUUUCACAUAAAUAUUAAGUUUUAUUAUUUUUGUUUAUAUAUAUUAAACAAAUUUUUCAUAUUAUUAACUCGAGAACGGGGUAGCUUAUUGAGUAAGGCACUGACUUCCUAAGCUCUAGGUUCAAAUUCUGCUGAUGGCAGGUAAUUAUUUAUUCUGUUUCGGCAACCCAGAAGUUGGGAGACCCUCCUGGGGCACACCCAGCCUCAAUAAAAUGGGUUAAAAUUAAAAAUUAAGGAAGAAAAUCUGGUGAUUAAGCGUGAUCCCAGUCUGAUCACCUCUCUGCACAACUUACAAAUUACUAUACCUAAGACUCUUUAUGGAUUGUAAUGGUACAGUUUUUCUUUUUUAGUAAUA